GAGAGUUAUAAACAGCCUUACGAUGCACGCCUCGCCCUCAAGGAGCCAGAGGAUAGGAAGAGGCGGCUAGGACGACGUGAUGGCGUCAUACGCAGCCUUUCUCCGAGCGAAGUUCUAACGGCGCGAUUUUCAAAAUGGAGCCUCGCAAGGAAGGGGUUUCUCCCCGACCCCCAUAGUGGGGAGUGAGAGGCCUGCGGAGCGGUGGCGAGAGAGAAAGACGCGCAUUAGCCGGCCAUGCAGUAGCUAUACGAAAGCAAUAAAGUGACGCGGGAGGAGUGGGCGCCGCUGCCGCCAUGGCGUCCUACAUCGGCGAGAAGAUUGAGGAUUUCAAGGUGGGGAACCUUCUGGGCAAGGGCUCCUUUGCAGGAGUCUACAGAGCAGUAUCCCUAAAAACAGAUCAAGAAGUAGCCAUCAAAAUGAUUGACAAAAAGGCCAUGCAUAAAGUUGGAAUGGUGCAGAGAGUUCAAAAUGAAGUGAAGAUACAUUGUCAACUAAAGCAUCCCUCUAUACUUGAGCUGUAUAACUACUUUGAAGAUAGUAAUUAUGUGUACCUGAUACUGGAGAUGUGUCAUAAAGGAGAAAUGAGCAGAUAUUUAAAGAACAGAAAAAACCGUUUCUCUGAAGAAGAAGUUCGGAACUUCAUGCACCAGAUUAUUACAGGGAUGUUAUAUCUUCAUUCCCAUGGAAUAUUGCACCGGGACCUUACAUUGUCUAAUCUUUUACUCACCAACAAUAUGUACAUCAAGAUUGCUGACUUUGGACUUGCAGCCCAACUGACAAUGCCUCAUGAAAAGCACUACACAAUGUGUGGGACUCCUAAUUACAUUUCUCCAGAAAUAGCCACAAGAAGUGCGCAUGGGCUUGAAUCUGAUGUCUGGUCCUUGGGAUGUAUGUUCUUCACUCUUCUUGCUGGAAGGCCACCUUUUGAUACCAAUACAGUAAAGAACACCUUGAACAAAGUGGUGCUGGCAGAUUAUGAAAUGCCAAAGUUUUUGUCAGAAGAGGCCCAAGACCUUAUUCACCAGUUACUUCGCAAAAAUCCAGCAGAUCGUUUAAGCCUUUCAUCUGUAUUGGAUCAUCCUUUUAUGUCCAGGUGUAGCUCAGCAAGAAGUAAAGAUCUGGGAAAUGUAGAGGAUUCAAUGGACAGUGGAAAUGCCACCAUUUCUACAGCUUUUACAGCCUCUCCCAGUGUCAGUACGAGUGGCUGCUUAAAGGAAAAGAGAAGACUUUUAGGGGGUCAACCACUUCCCAACAAAAUUACCAUUCUUCCUAAGAAUAAGAAUGCCAGUGAAGUUUCAUCUGGGUACGGAAGUAGUUCUCAUAACAAUUGGGGACUUCCAGCAAAAGAAAUGGACAAUACUGGUAGGGGAAGAGCAAUGCAGCUGAUUGAAGAUAGACCUCAUUCACGCUACCUCAGGAGGGCACACUCCUCUGAAAGAUCAGGCACAUCCCAUAGUCAGAGUCAAGGAAUACUAAAUCAUGUGGAGAGAUGCCAUUCCAUGGAAAUCCUCUCAAAGCCCAGAGGAGGACUAAUAGAAAACAUAAAGGACUUUUCACCUGCAAUUAGUCAUGAUGAUAUUCCUACUGUAUUUAAAGAAAAGCUUCCCACUAGCUCUGGCUCAAUGGAAGAACAUCUCUCUCCACCGGUGAAAGAGCAUACUUGUUCAAAUUAUCACUGUCCAAUGAAGCCCAGCGUUGGUUUAUUAGAACCGAAGUUCCAAGCUGAAACAAUGCAUCAGUGGUUUGGAAAUAUGCAACUAAAUGCUCAGACACAGGAACCUUCCUAUAACAGCAGCAUUAAGAACGCAAAAGGAGAUUAUCAAUUCCAUCUUGGUGUGCCUCAAGAAACAUUGAAAAAUGCAUGGAAUGGCUUAAAAGGCACAAGAUCUCCUGACUGUGUACGAUCAACAGCACCAUCUGUAGGACCACAGGACAUGAGGAAAUACACUGCUGAGAAGGCUCUGACAGCGCCUGCAUUUGGUCUCCAUCUAGUGUCUGAAAGCAGAAAAAACAGAGGGAAAGAGCCACAAUAUGGAAAUACAAAACCUACACUGCAAAGUAUUGUAUCUCCCCUGAAUGCUCAUAGACUAAAACCAAUCAGACAAAAAACAAAAAAUGCAGUGGUGAGUAUUCUAGAUACAGGAGAAGUAUAUAUGGAAUUCCUAAAAGAAUAUAAUUCACAAGAGUUUGUAAGAGAAGUUCUGAGGAUAUCUUGUGAUGGAAGUGCGGUCACAGUUUACCACCCAAAUGAAGGAAGAGGCAUCCCUCUUAAUGAUAAACCACCACCACCUCCUGAAGACUUAAAUAUAUAUAGUUUCGACAACUUGUUAGAGAAGUACUGGAAAAAGUAUCAGUAUGCUGCUAAAUUUGUGCAGUUGGUAAGAUCCAAAACUCCCAAAGUCACUUUCUAUACAAGAUAUGCCAAGUGCAUGUUGAUGGAAAAUUCUCCUCCUGCAGAUGUGGAAAUUUGUUUUUAUGAUGGAGCAAAAAUCCACAAGACAGCAGGUGUAAUUAGAGUAAUAGAAAAAUCUGGAAAAGCCUACACUAUAAAAGAAGAAAGUAAAAUUGGAUUAGAGAAGGAUAUACAAAUAUAUGUGGAUCAUGCAAAUGAGGGCCAUCGCAUUUGCCUUGCACUGGAAUCUGCUAUUUUGGCAGAAGAAAGAAAUGAAGGUGUUCAAUUUUUCCCCAUUGUUGUUGGGCGGAAACCAGGAAAUCCUGAGUCUCCAAAGGCAGUGGCAGUCCUUCCUGCUUUGGCAGAUUCAAGCCCUUCUUUAGCAGAUAUAGCCUUGGUGAAGAAAGAUGCUGCCACUAGACCUGACUGUCCAAGUCAAGCAUCUAACAUUAAUCCAUCUAUGUCAGCAUAUGAAGGAUCUGCAUUCACAGCAGCAACGACUGAAUCAAGGAGCAUCCCAAAUCACCCAAAUGAAUGUGUUGUAAAUUCAGCUCAACUGCUGAAGUCUGUCUUUGUAAAGAACGUUGGCUGGGCUUCUCAGCUGACUAGUGGAGCAGUAUGGGUUCAAUUUAAUGAUGGAUCCCAAUUGGUUGCUCAAGCUGGCGUUUCCUCCAUCACAUACACAUUUCCAGCUGGAAAUACAGUUCGGUAUGGAGAAAAUGAUAAAUUGCCAGAGUACAUCCAAGAAAAGUUGCAUUGUUUGUCUUCCAUUCUGGUAAUGUUUACCAACCCAGUGGGUCUCCACUGACAAACUGUUGGAAUACGAAGGCUCUAAGAAAUAACUUGAUGGUAAUGAAGAGAAAUUACUACUAUAGUGAACGAAGCAUAGCCUCCUCGAUGAGCUUACACCUUCCUGGCUGGAGUUAAAACAUAUGAUGAUAAAGAGUUGCUGUGUUCUGCUUUGCUAAGCACUUGUAAAGCUUUUAAAACUAAGAUCAAUCAAGGUCAAAUUACUUGCAUUUUAAUAUAAUGUAUUAUAGGAAUUUGCUGUGACCACCGUUACAGUUACUUUUCAUGAACAGAGUCUGAACUCUAUAUGUGUAUGUGUAUUCUCUACUGUUCUUAUAUCUCUGAAGUCAAAGACCUCUCUGCUGUUGCAGUAUUUGUGCCUGUAAAUAUCUUGUAUUUUAUGUUACUUCCAGCUAAUUUGUAAAGUAUUGUUUUAUAUUUUUGUAACUGUUUUUCUAAUGAAAUAUCCCUGCAAGAAGCCUUAAAAAAAUAAAUGCAGUGGUAACUGUUCA
Messenger RNA from Rhineura floridana, 3693 nucleotides. RefSeq names its product polo like kinase 4 (gene PLK4). The transcript has 16 exons. The record is from RefSeq and is a predicted model, not a curated record. Gene Ontology annotation, molecular function: ATP binding; protein binding; protein kinase activity. Bases 294 to 3200 code for a protein of 968 amino acids. Gene Ontology annotation, biological process: protein phosphorylation. Lineage: Eukaryota; Metazoa; Chordata; Lepidosauria; Squamata; Rhineuridae.